Molecule: messenger RNA, 2235 nt
Organism: Pleurotus ostreatus (oyster mushroom)
Lineage: Eukaryota; Fungi; Basidiomycota; Agaricomycetes; Agaricales; Pleurotaceae
Exons: 18
Coding region: 1-2235 (744 amino acids)
Biological process (GO): ubiquitin-dependent protein catabolic process
Cellular component (GO): anaphase-promoting complex
Molecular function (GO): ubiquitin protein ligase binding
Source: RefSeq, a predicted model, not a curated record
AUGGCCCGCAAUGGACUACGGUAUCAAGUCGCUACCAAAUGGCAGGACUCAUUUCGGAGGUUUAAUCAACGCGAACCAGGGAUCUCUGGGUUGAUUGCCUUCAGUCAGGCUUGGGAUGUCGCCACCGAAUUUCUGAAACCAAGAAAUAUCAACGAACCUCUGCCCCCAAGGCAAUACACGCAAGCAGUCCGUGCAGCACUGGAUGUUAUUCACAAGAGCAAGAGGCUACCUACACUUAUCGAAACGUUCCUCAGUCAAGUAGAGAGCCUAUUUUAUCUCAUUCAGCAGGAAGUCGACCAAUUCAUGAUCGAAUACACUGCGGACUUGGACGUCGGCAUUAUCUCAAAGAUGGUCUAUAGAGUACACGAGUGGAUGAAAGAGUGGACACCUGCUACCGAGCUUGGAGCUGCAUUCCAAUCAGUAUAUAUCAACUUCUUCCAGACACAUCUCUUCUCCAUCUUGCCAGAAAGCUUUUCCAGUGCCUUUAAAGACCUCAUUGCAUCCACUCUUGCACCAGAAGAGGAGGGCGAGGCGCUAAAGCAGGAUCAUCAAAUUUGGUCCACAUUUGACGCGCUUGGCUUCAUUGACCGCUUCGAGUCCCUCAUCGCUAGUGUUGGUUAUGAACAUAUUGAGCGCCAUGUUCUUGAAACAUGUACCGGACAAUGGGGGGAACCCAUGCUAACCCCUACGAGGGACUGGAUGACUGCCAAGAUAGUCCCAUGGAUGAUUCAUGUCUACGGACGUAACAUCACAAGCACCGAGGAGGCGCGGGCCAUGCUAGCUGGUGUGGGAUCGCGGUUUGACUUUCAUAUGGCCAAAACCCUUUGUGACUUACGGACCCGCGAAAUUUUUGAUAUUAUCAUCGACUUCCCUGAUUCUGAGGGGGCUCUGAAAGAUCUAAAGGAAUGUUUGCAACGCGUAGACCAGCGCGCUGCCUUGGUGCAAUCGUUACGCCAAGCUCACCGCAAGAGACUCCUUCACCCUGGUGCGGACACAAAACUUAUCCUUUCACAAUAUGUCGCCACGAUCAAGUGUCUUCGAAUUGUCGACCCUCCCGGAGUACUUCUUUUCAAGGUAGCUGAUCCUAUUCGACGGUACCUUCGUGAUCGGCCCGAUACAAUUCGAUCCAUUGUAGCCAACCUCGUAGGCGACGACGACAGUGGUGAUGCCCUCGUUGACGAAACUGAGCCACCUCGGCCGCUCCAGGCUGCAGAAAUUGAAGACUACUCGGACCCUAAUUGGGAGCCCGAGCCAAUUGAUGCCGGUCCUGACUUUCGAGCUAACAAACCCAGCGACAUCAUUAGCACUCUUGUCAGCAUCUAUGAUUCGAAGGAUUUCUUCGUAAAAGAACUUCAAAUUUUGUUGGCCCAGAGACUGCUCGCUGCUGGUGAUGAUCAAUCCGAUAAGGUCGAGAAGGAAAGGAGAAAUAUUGAGAUAUUGAAGAUCCGGUUCGGCGAAGCUGCGCUGCAAGUUUGCGAGGUCAUGCUCAAGGAUAUGACCGAUUCCAAGCGAAUCGACCAACAUAUACAAUCCCAACAAGCGUCGGUAAUCCAUCCCGCGAUUAUCUCAAAACACUUCUGGCCAGCUUUAGAAUCCAGCGAAAUUUUGAUGCCCGGUCAAUUGAAAGAGCUCCAGGAUCAAUAUACUGCCGAAUUUACCAAGUUCAAGCCCGAUAAAAGACUGCGCUGGUUAACGCACCUUGGCACGGUUGACGUCGAACUGGAGUUUGAAGACCGAGUUGUUGAAGCUCUCGUUUCGCCUCUUGAAGCUGCGGUCAUCGAAUUAUUCUCGGAGCAGAGCGAGUGGACGCUUGACGAUAUCGCUAAACGAGUGGGCUUGUCCCAACCGAAUAUCCUUUCCAAAGCGGUCAACACAUGGCUAGACCUUGGUGUCUUGGCGUCAGCAGGGGAGGGGAUUUACAGAGUCCUAGAAGUCUCCGCCGGCAAGGGUGCUGAAGCAAAAGACCACGUCCACAGGCCAACUACCGUCGAAGUGGAAAUGCCUCCAGUGGUUUCCGUCCAACAACAACAGGCAGAACAGAUGAGAGUCUAUUGGAAGUUCAUCGAAGGCAUGCUGACGAACUUGGGGGCGCUUCCGCUCGACCGAAUACAAACGAUGCUGAAAUUUGCCCCUGGGUAUGAUCGGACGAUCACUCAGCUCGCGGGUUUCAUGGAAGCUGCAAGAAGGGAGGACCUAGUAACCGUUCGUGACGGGAUGUGGAAAUUGAAUAAAUGA